AUGACAUACUAUGGGGAUAAUUCCCCACAACUCGCUGCCUCGGUGAUCGCACUGACAGUGAUCGCGUUCAUUACUUUCGGUUUGCGGGUUUACACAAGACUCCACAACCAUGCCUGGGGAUUAGAUGACUGGGCUAUGACCAUCGCAACUGUACCAUUCACAGGAUUAUCCAUAUCGUGUAUUGGAGGUGCAUUUAGUGGGAUUGGAGUGCACGAGUUCAGACUCUCGGCAGCUGAGAAAGUCCAGGGAAUGCAGUUUUUCUUCUUUUUCGAAUGCUUUUACUGCGCCGCUAUCAUCCCCAUCAAACUAAGUAUCUCUUUCAUGCUGAUCCGUAUCGCAUCGAGAAGAAAACUGUUUGUAUACAGUCUAUACGCCGUCUCCGCCAUGUUCGUAACCAUGAACCUCAUCGCAUUGUUGUACAUCAUAUUUCAAUGCGCGCCAAUAUCAUACGCCUGGGAUACUUCGACUCUUGGCGGGAAGUGCAACCCCGCGCAGACGCUUGCAGAUAUCUACUACGCGACAACAGCGGUCAACAUUGCGACGGACUGGUUUUGUGCGCUGUUGCCCAUACCACUUCUAUGGAAUGUACAAUUGAACAGGAACGCCAAGCUAUCGGUGGGUGUCAUUCUUGGGUUGGGAGCCUUGGCCAGUCUGUCAGCCUGCAUUCGCCUUGUCUAUACUGUCAACCUAACCAACGCAACCGAAUAUCUCCAUGGCGUCUCCGAUGUGGUCCUUUGGGGCUAUGCCGAAAACGGCGUCGGCAUGAUUGUAGGAUGUGUCGCUACCCUCCGCCCCCUCUUGCAACGCGUCCUCAGACUUGGAAGCAGUGGUAGCUCGAAUCCAAACCAUCAAACACCCAAGGCAGGCUAUGUGAGACGACCAGCUGUCAAGAGCCAUCUGAGUGGAAGGGAUGAGGAGUGGGUUGCCCUAGAGGAUGGCCAAAUGGUAAACAUGGUCCAGGGUCGGAGCACCUCUGGAAGUGAAGAGCACAUAUUGCCUAUGAAUGGUACCGGUAUCCAUGUUACUAGUACGGUGGAGCAGAGGUCCAGUGCUAUUUGA
Molecule: messenger RNA, 1059 nt
Organism: Pyrenophora tritici-repentis Pt-1C-BFP
Lineage: Eukaryota; Fungi; Ascomycota; Dothideomycetes; Pleosporales; Pleosporaceae
Source: RefSeq, a predicted model, not a curated record